CUUGAAUCGCAACGGAUAUUUCAAGCCAGAUUUUCUCUACACAGGAUAUAAUUAACUAAAUGUCUUUACAAUUAAAUAAUAGUUUAUCAAUUAGUGUACUCCAAUAUAAGGAUUUUCAUUCUAAGCAUUUUCGUAGUUUAUUCGAAUAUUCGGCAACAUGUGGUUACAGUUAUCCGCUCUCUGUCUCCUGGCUAUUGGAGUACAGAGUCAUGCAGUUUCAUAUACCUCUCGUUCUGACGGCCACGGCCACCACGGACAUCAUGGUCACCAUGGGCGUCACGAUUAUGGGCAUGGGCUACCUUUACCCUAUCAUGGAAAUCCAUAUGCCCACUCGUAUGGGUACUACAAUCCGCUCUUAGCCUACGGUCAUGGAUAUGGAUACAACCUUAACCAACAUCACGGGCAUGGUCACCACGGACACCACAAUCGCCACGGUCACCACGAUCAUGGUCACGGCCACCACGGUCACCACGAUCAUCGUCACGGCCACGAUCAGGGAUACUAUGGCCAUCUUGGUUACGUAAGCCAUGGCCACGGCCACGACUUGGGUCUUGGACAUCUCGCUGGUGUCUACAACCAUGGACACAACUUGGACUAUAACCAUGGACACAAUCUGGGCUAUCACCAUGUACCACAACAUGGUUACUCCAGUGUAUCUGUAAACCACAAUGCAGUCCACCAUGCUCCGGUCCACCAUGCCCCAAUCGCCCAUGCCCCAAUCGCCCAUGCUCCAAUCGCCCACGCCCCAAUCGCCCAUGCCCCAAUCGCCCAUGCCCCAAUCGCCCAUGCCCCAAUCGCCCAUGCCCCAAUCCACCACGACGUAGGCCACCUUGGUUACCCUCACGCGCCUCUGCAUUCGAACUACGUUCACGGACACAAUGACCAUUACGCAUUCCCCGAAUACAACUUCGCCUACUCAGUACACGACCCCCACACGGGUGACAACAAGGCCCAGCAUGAGACACGUCAUGGAGACCACGUCACGGGUGAAUACCACCUCGUACAGCCCGAUGGCAACGUGCGUUAUGUUCAUUACAGUGCUGAUGACCACACUGGAUUCAAAGCUGAUGUCCACUACAAAACGGCUCAUGGGCAUUAUGAUCAUCAUCGACAUUAUGGCUACAACCAUUAAUCUCGACACCAAAUGCUUUUUAUAUGAUGUAACGUAUAAAUACGAUAUUGUUAAACCAAUGUACAUAUUUAUUAGUAACAAAUCGCAGAGGCUUAUAAAUAAAAGCAAACAAAAAUCAA
Pieris napi is the source of this 1251-nucleotide messenger RNA. Its product is annotated as histidine-rich glycoprotein-like. The record is from RefSeq and is a predicted model, not a curated record. Lineage: Eukaryota; Metazoa; Arthropoda; Insecta; Lepidoptera; Pieridae. Gene Ontology annotation, cellular component: extracellular matrix. The transcript is spliced from 4 exons. The coding region runs from base 158 to 1132 and encodes 324 amino acids.